Messenger RNA from Cicer arietinum (chickpea), 1195 nucleotides. RefSeq lists its product as uncharacterized. Gene Ontology annotation, cellular component: cytoplasm. Gene Ontology annotation, biological process: biosynthetic process. Lineage: Eukaryota; Viridiplantae; Streptophyta; Magnoliopsida; Fabales; Fabaceae. The record is from RefSeq and is a predicted model, not a curated record. Gene Ontology annotation, molecular function: isomerase activity; nucleic acid binding.
UGCAAGAACACCGUCAUCAAAAAGGGAUAAAAAAUCUCUUAAACAUAAGAAUAUUCUCCACUUGAAAAAGAAAAAAAAAACAGAGAAAAAUAUAAAGUUUAUUAUCCGUAAGUGUUUGCAUUCGUUAAUUUGUGUUUCAUUUCAUUCCGAUCCCGCUUCGUUAGAUCUAUCUGUUGCUUCCAUCAUCAUCACAAUGGUUCUUCACAGAGAACUCGACCUUCUCCUUUCUUCUCAUCUCACAGACCCUACCAGAGGAGAUGGUGCGAAAUCCAAUUCGAUAUCAAUUGAAAAGAAGAUUGAAUUUCUGGAGAGCAUAACUGGGAAGGUCACAAAUCGAAGAUCUCGUAGGUGGUUAAAUGACCGUCUCUUGAUGGAACUAGUUCCGCGUUUAAAUGCAGAGGAAAUUAGAGGCUUGUUUGCUCCACCACCUUGGGGUGACGAAGUUCCACCUUCAACAUUUUCCAGGACUAAUGUGGAGGAGUGGGACAGAUUCAGGAAUAUAGACAUGGAUAAAGAGGUUAAUAUAAUUCAUGCCUUUGAAAAGUCUUUAGAAAAAAGGAAAGGUCACAUUGAUGCUGACAAGAUGGCAGUGUUAAAUGGUUGGCAUAGAGUUGGUUGUAGUACAAGAGAGGCACUUCGCCGCAGCUCUCCUUCUGAUCUCAUUGAGGGUUAUGAGGAAUGUCUACGGGCCUUCAUAAUUGAAAGCACGGAUGGAGAUGUUCUUGAACUCAGAAUUAAGGAUCCUUUUCAUAGAUUGUUGCUGCAUGGAGUUUGUGAGUUCUACAAUCUGGCGUCAGAUACAGUGUCCGAUCUGAAUGGUAAGGAGGCGUCAAAGAUUACCAAGAUAAAGAAAAAGAAACGGGGUUCUCCUGAGCUCUCAAAGAUCACUCUGUCCCAUUUUCUGAGAAUGUCCAAGGAAGGAAGUUGGUAAUUUGUUCGGGCAGAGCUGUUGUCCAUUGUCCAUACAAUAAACCUUAACAUUAUUGGAUUAUCUAUGAACUAAGAAAAACGAUGUUCAAAUCUAGUUUAUUUAAUCUUUUCCAGAACAUCUCUGUAAAUUAGUUCACCCACCUGUAUUUUUAAUUGGUUGAUACCAUCAGUGAAUCAACAAUAAGUUGUUGAUUGGUGGUUUACAUUGUUGUAGCUGAUUAAAUAAGAUUUUAAUAAUUAUCACAAGGUUCGAUUAUCAGAGAUA